GUCAAAACAAAUUUAAAGGUUAUGUGGUUCGAUCGAAGUCGAACCUAAAAAAUAAUAUCUAUUGUAGCCGUUUACUUAUAAUCUCUAAAAUAUGAUGUCCUUCAAAUCAUUACUAAAACGCACAAGUCCAAUGGUGGUACAAAGCGCGCAAGCUCACAGGAAGCCACGUUGGUUGCCAGUGGCGAGGACCAAGAUUUAUCGUAUUCCAAAACGGCCUGAAGUCUCCGAAGAGGAACGGUUGGAGUUGUUACGGAUAAACAAUAACUAUAAGACACAGAUGCGGGCGAUCCGACGGUUCUUUCACGAGGAGAUGAUUAAGGAGAAGUCUACGCUGGAGAGCACAAGUUCUGAGAUGUCACAGCGGAUUGAGGCCGAGGAGUGGGAGCGGUGCGUGGCGGUGAACGCGCGUUGGAACGAGCAGGUGGCAGCGGAGCGCGAGCAGCGGCGCGUGCAAGAGCUGGCUGCAUUGGAGAAGUACGCCCUGAAGCGCAUGGAUGCCAAGGACGCAGAACAAUCGGCUAGGGCCGCUAAGGCUUCCGCUGAGAUUAAGUUGCAGAAGGAGCUGAGUGCAACAUUCAUUACCCCUGAGACAUUAGAUGAAGCUAUUGACCAUGCACUCGCCAACCCCUUAGACUUCAACUUUGCUAUUGACUUGAAGGGCACACAAUACCCUGGACGAGAAACCCCGAUCACAGCACCAAAGGAUGAGCCGAAACCAGCCACAGCCCAAUCUUAGUUCUAAUAAAUGUAUGUGUAAAUAAAAUUGUAGUUAUAAAUAAAAAACGUCUGUUAAUCACAA
This is a messenger RNA of Pectinophora gossypiella (pink bollworm), 799 nucleotides long. RefSeq names its product probable 28S ribosomal protein S26, mitochondrial (gene mRpS26). Gene Ontology annotation, cellular component: mitochondrial small ribosomal subunit. Lineage: Eukaryota; Metazoa; Arthropoda; Insecta; Lepidoptera; Gelechiidae. The transcript is spliced from 2 exons. The record is from RefSeq and is a predicted model, not a curated record. Bases 92 to 736 code for a protein of 214 amino acids.